Anisakis simplex (herring worm) is the source of this 300-nucleotide messenger RNA. Lineage: Eukaryota; Metazoa; Nematoda; Chromadorea; Rhabditida; Anisakidae. The record is from the annotation of a GenBank genome assembly.
AUGACUAAACUUGUGAACGGGAUGACGCAUACAAAAGAGGAGAAUCGAACACAAGACUUGAUAGUAAGUAGAAUGAAGAAAAUAAGAAUGCGAACGUCGUCACUUCUUCACUUCAACGCAUCAGCACAAAAAAAAGUGAAUUUGUUGUCGAUAGGAGUUAUUUAUGAAACAAGAAGAAAACUGGAAGAAGAUAAGAAGAAAAGAAUGUCACCAGAUCGACCGACAUCAGCAUUGGCGAUGGCGUGGCGUCGUCAACUAACACCAGCAGCAGCAGCAACAACAGUCAAUACGAGAAUAUGA